Closterium sp. Naga37s-1 is the source of this 534-nucleotide messenger RNA. Lineage: Eukaryota; Viridiplantae; Streptophyta; Zygnematophyceae; Desmidiales; Closteriaceae. The record is from the annotation of a GenBank genome assembly.
AUGUGGAUGCGCCUGACCCAACACUACCUCCGUGUCCCCGAAGGACACACAUUCGGCCAUGGCGACAAGAUGCAUCUGCCAGCCUUCAUCACUGCACAUGGGAAGGCAGACAAGCGGAAGAUGAAGGUGGAAGGGGUCGAUAGUGAGGGGACCCCAGCCUCUCAUGUGUUCGAGCUCCACGAGCGAGAUUUUCCCGAUCAAGACACGGACGGGGACGCAACAGCAUGCUACGAGCUGUCCACCAAGUUUGUGCGGGCGGUUGUCCAGCAGCUGGAGAAGCGCUUGCGAGACUUGUCUCACCUCGAUGGCUCGAAGCUCUUCUUGUCAUCGAAGUACCUGACUGACGAUGACAAGCGUGUCGCGGCGUUCAAGCGCUGGCUGAAGCAGCUCCAUGUGCUCUUCCGCGAGACCCUGCCCGGCUUCAACUACACGCAGGCUGUCACUGAGCUCUGGAUGUUUACAUCGACAAUGCAUUCCGAGCACCAUGAUGAAGAUUUCCAUCAGGCGCUCAGCAACACUAUGCGAGAUGGAUGA